AUCGAGUGCCCUUCAUCAGGCAUCCAGCCAUUCAGCAUCAUUCCUCUCUCUUGCUCCUUUUUACGCCCGCCCCCUUCCAGCUGCCUCCCUUCCCAUCCGGUGUUUUUACUCUGCAGUGCUGAGAUUUGCUUCAUCAUCCUGCACCGAAGCACAGUUGGAUGGGCGCUUUCCACCAUGCUCCAGCAUCUGUUUGUGUUCGGCAUGCUAGGAGUGUUGCUGACGCCGGCGCGGUGCGACCUUAUCACAGUGUGCCGUGAAGACGACGGGGACCUGCGAGUGGACUGCCUGGUCAAGGGCAAGCCCAAUAAGAUCAACAGCUAUGAGUUCUCCUGGUCAUCAGGCUCCAAGCAAUCCCUCAUCAACUCCAAUGUGUCAGGCCUGGCGGCGGAGGCCGAGUUCCGGCAAGUGAGCCGUGUGACGGAAGUGGAGCCACAUGGCUACAGACUGACGUUGAGCGGCUACCUAGACAAGCUGCCGCACAACACCACGUACAUGUGCAAGAUCACCGGGGAGGGAGCCAGCGUGAAUGUGGAGAGAGAUCAUCUCAUCCCGUGUGGUGCCGUCAGCGCGUUUCUGCAGAACUCCUGGAUUGUCGCCAUCCUGAUUUUAUACCAUUGCAUGUAAUGCUCUAAAAUGAUUGUGAAAUGUUGCACGUGGGCCACCUCUAAUGGUAACGCCAAAGAAGCGCUGCUUUAAAUGUUCAAAGCGUGGAGAAUAUUGCUAUGGUUCGACUUGGAUCCAGUGCAUUUGCUGAGUACAGUUAAGGUGUAUUUAACUUUGAACGCUGUUACCACGCACCAAAAGCAUCUUUUCACAACCGCAAAGCUCCAUGUAAAAAUACUGUACCACUUUGCAUGCGUCUCGUAUUCAUCGGCAAGAGAGAAUCCAUACUAUUGACAUGUUCUCCAGUGAUUGUUCUUUUUUUGUGUAUUAGUGUAGUUGCACUUUAGCGCUACAGAGUUGUUAUGGGAGCAUAUGCUCGAAAGAUGUACUGAUUGUUUCAACUCUAUUUAAUAAAGUCACAAAAAUGACAAAA
Messenger RNA from Hippocampus zosterae (dwarf seahorse), 1036 nucleotides. RefSeq names its product thy-1 membrane glycoprotein-like. The transcript is spliced from 4 exons. NCBI's taxonomy places the organism in Eukaryota, Metazoa, Chordata, Actinopteri, Syngnathiformes, Syngnathidae. Bases 175 to 624 code for a protein of 149 amino acids. The record is from RefSeq and is a predicted model, not a curated record.